CAGGAAGGAUGUUGGCUAGCACGAUUGAGGUGGUGCACUGAGGGUAAACGCGGCUGGCUGUAGAGAGGUCGGCUUCUUGUCGCUGAGGUGCAGUCAUGUUUCUCCAGUAUUACCUCAACGAACAGGGAGAUCGCGUCUAUACGUUGAAGAAAUUUGACCCUACGGGACAACAGACUUGCUCUGCCCAUCCUGCUCGGUUCUCCCCUGACGACAAAUACUCAAGACACCGAAUCACCAUCAAGAAACGCUUCAAGGUGCUUAUGACCCAGCAACCGCGCCCAGUUCUCUGAGGGUUCGUUAAUUUCUUGUGCUGCCCGACCCCAGGCCGAUUAUCAGUAACCAAAUGCGUCAGUCCGUGAGCAGUGAAGCCUUCCCAUGCUGUUUGGAAUCCUAUCUCACUACAUGAUUGCGUCUGUCGUGGUGGGCAUCACCCGUAAAAGGGACAAUCUUAACUUUUUUUUUUUUUUUUUUUUAUGCUUUGAAUUACUGCCAGGUUAUUAAAGAGACAAUGACUUGAAAGUUCAUUUUUGAGUGUGGUUUAAGGAAAAGGUGGGGGGAUGGUAGUGCCGUUGUUAGUACAAGGCCACUUGAGAAAAAACGAUAAGUCUUCGCUGUAGCAGGAGCACUGCGCCCUGAGUGAUAGUUAGGGUACUGGGGAAGAAAGGUUGAGAGACUCCCACAAAGGUCGGGUUUCACUGAAAAGAUAACUCUUGUCCCUGAAGUAAAUUGUGGCCCCUUUAAAUAACAUUCUGAAUUCCUCAAAGAGUAAUAAAGGCAUAAAAGACUGAA
Molecule: messenger RNA, 789 nt
Organism: Peromyscus eremicus (cactus mouse)
Lineage: Eukaryota; Metazoa; Chordata; Mammalia; Rodentia; Cricetidae
Gene: Nop10
Product: NOP10 ribonucleoprotein
Exons: 2
Coding region: 96-290 (64 amino acids)
Biological process (GO): rRNA pseudouridine synthesis; snRNA pseudouridine synthesis; positive regulation of telomerase RNA localization to Cajal body
Cellular component (GO): box H/ACA telomerase RNP complex; box H/ACA snoRNP complex
Molecular function (GO): box H/ACA snoRNA binding; telomerase RNA binding
Source: RefSeq, a predicted model, not a curated record